AUGGGUUAUCUAAUACUGACAAAAUUUUUAUUGCUGGUAAUAUCUAUCUAUCUAUCUAUCUAUCUAUCUAUUUAUCUAUAUUAUUGGUUUUUAUAUUAUUAUAUAUUGGUUUGUUUUGUUUUACGUCAUAUCAACCUCAAUGGGUUAUUUAAUGCUGACAAAAUUUUUUUUGCUGGUAAUAUCUAUCUAUCUAUCUAUCUAUCUAUCUAUCUAUCUAUCUUCUUUUUAUAUAUAUUGGUUUGUUUUGUUUUACGUCAUAUCAACCUUGUGGGUUAUCUAAUACUGACAAAAUUUUUAUUGCUGGUACGUCAAUAUCUAUCUAUCUAUUUAUCUAUCUAUCUAUCUAUCUAUCUAUCUAUCUAUCUUGUUUUUGAUAUAUAUCUAUCUAUCUAUCUAUCUAUUCAUCUAUCUAUCUAUUCUAUUAUUGGAUAUAUCUAUUUAUCUAUCUAUCUAUCUAUCUAUCUAUCUAUAUAUUGGUUUGUUUUUGUUUUUAUCAUAUCAAUUUCAAUUUUAUUUAAUGAUCUAAAUUUUUUCAUGCUCAUAUAUCUAUCUAUCUAUCUAUCUAUCUAUCUUGUAUCUAUCUAUCUAUCUAUCUAUCUAUCUAUUUUUUUUUAA
Messenger RNA from Acanthosepion pharaonis, 615 nucleotides. The record is from the annotation of a GenBank genome assembly. NCBI's taxonomy places the organism in Eukaryota, Metazoa, Mollusca, Cephalopoda, Sepiida, Sepiidae.